Ochotona curzoniae (black-lipped pika) is the source of this 2814-nucleotide messenger RNA. It is a transcript of the gene RSPH4A, whose product is annotated as radial spoke head component 4A. The transcript is spliced from 6 exons. The coding region runs from base 1 to 2130 and encodes 709 amino acids. The record is from RefSeq and is a predicted model, not a curated record. Lineage: Eukaryota; Metazoa; Chordata; Mammalia; Lagomorpha; Ochotonidae. Gene Ontology annotation, cellular component: radial spoke; axoneme. Gene Ontology annotation, biological process: axoneme assembly; cilium movement involved in cell motility; cilium assembly.
AUGGAAGACGUAACUUCUGAAGAACAGGUAAAAGGAAACCAAGAGCUCAAAGAAGCAGGGCAGCCAUGGGAAAAAAGUAUCAGCUCUCUCCAAGAUCUGGAACCUAAGCCAGCUGAGCCCUCAGGAGUGGAAAAGGGGGCAGAAACUGGAUCACCUCCCAAGGGCAGCCCUCCAAGGAGCCCCCCGUCUCUGAGUGACCCCAGAAGCCCACAUGCAUCACUUUCCCCCUCCUCUCUUCAGGAACUUUCUUUUAUUCCUUCUACCCUGGCCCUGGCUCCUGAACCAAAGAAUCUUACCACACCCUGCCCUUCAGACAGCACAACCACAGACAUCCUUAAAGCUGGGAUACCUCAUCCUGACCUGCUGGAACAACCACCAGGUAACAAAGAACCGAGUCAUCAUCUCACAAGCCCAUCCAACAUUGGUCAGCAGUUCCAGCAAUCCAGAUCUCACCUGUAUGGGCCAAGGAAUGUGAGCCGUAACCACUGUAAACAAAAAGGGCUGGAAUCUGAUGUUUCUCAGGAGGAAAACUCAAACAGUAACUAUAGUCUAGAUCAGCCUGAGCCACAAGCUUUUGAAGAGGCUCCCAGCACCCUGGAGACUGCCAUUCAGAAUGCGAAGGCUUAUCUAAUAAAGACGAGCAGCAAGUCUGGCUUCAAUCUAUAUGAUCAUCUUUCUAAUGUGCUGACCAAGGUACUAGAUGAACGUCCUGAUGAUGCUGUUGACAUCAUUGAAAACAUUAGCCAAGAUGUGAAAAAGGCACAAUUUAACAAAAAGUUAGAUACACUACAAAAUGAGAAUGAGAUGCUUCCAACAUAUGAAAUAGCAGAAAAACAAAAGGAUCUUUUUCUCCAGAGACAUUUGGAAGGAGCUGAGCAAGACUCAGAAGAGGAAAUAGUAGAAAAUCCUCUCCCAAAUGUGAUGGAGUCAGCUUUUUAUUUUGAACAAGCAGGAAUUGGUUUGGGCACAGAUGAGACUUUCCGUGUAUUUCUUGCUCUUAAGCAACUCACUGACACACAUCCAAUCCAAAGAUGCCGUUUCUGGGGGAAAAUCUUGGGUGUAGAAAUGAAUUACAUUGUAGCUGAAGUGGAAUUUCGUGAGGGGGAAGAUGAAGAUGAGGUGGAAGAGGAAGAUGUAGGUGAAGAGAGGGAUGAAGAAGAAAGUGAAUCUGAUGAAGAUGAGGAGGAUGGAUUACCAAAGUCCAUUUAUAAGGCCCCACCAGCCAUACCAAAAGAAGAAAACAGAACAGGAGCAAACAAAUAUGUCUAUUUUGUUUGCAAUGAACCAGGAAGACCAUGGGUGAAGCUACCAUCAGUGACACCUGCACAAAUUGUUGUUGCAAGAAAAAUUAAAAAAUUUUUCACUGGGCGAUUGGAUGCUCCCAUCAUAAGUUACCCACCUUUCCCAGGAAAUGAAAGCAACUACUUACGAGCACAAAUUGCACGAAUUUCAGCAGGGACUCAUGUCAGUCCUCUAGGAUUUUAUCAGUUUGGUGAAGAGGAAGGAGAGGAAGAGGAAGAACUAGAAGGUGGGCGAGAGAGCUUUGAGGAAAACCCUGAUUUUGAAGGCAUCCAAGUGACUGAUCUGGUGGAAUCUCUAGCCAAUUGGGUUCACCAUGUGCAGCAUAUUCUCCCUCAGGGUCGCUGUAAUUGGUUCAACCCUGUGCAAAAGAAUGAAGAGGAAGAGGAAGAAGAGGAAGAAAAAGGAGAAGAGCCUGAUUAUAUGGAACAAGAAGUGGGACCUCCUCUUUUAACACCAAUCUCUGAAGAUAUAGAGAUUCAGAAUAUACCUCCUUGGACUACACAGCUAUCUUCAAAUCUCAUUCCACAAUAUGCUAUUGCUGUCCUCCGAUCCAACCUUUGGCCUGGUGCAUAUGCUGUUUCCAAUGGCAAAAAGUUUGACAAUUUCUACAUAGGCUGGGGCCAUAAAUAUAGUGUGGACAAUUACACACCCCCAGUUCCACCACCAGUUUACCAAGAGUACCCCAGUGGCCCAGAAAUUACAGAAAUGGAUGAUCCCAGUGUGGAACAGGAGCAAACUUUCAGAGCUGCACAAGAAGAUGCUGCGCUUGAUUCUGAAGAGAAUGAAGAAACUGAGGAAGAGGAGGAUGAAGAAGACGAUGAUGACUAGGAAUAAAGUUAGCCCAGUUUUAUGUGGGAUGGAUUGUAUAAAUUGGGUUACAUAUGUAAAACUAAAUGUUGUUUAUAGGUUGCUGAAUGACAUGUAACCACAUAACCAUUCUGAUCUGACAAAGGAAUAUUUACUUGUAUGUUUUCACUGUAAAAAAGGAUGUGAGCUUGACAUAUGACAAAUGCUGAGAUCAAAUCCACAAGAUCUUGGAAACCAAAAUUUAAGUAUGAAAGGAUUCAGAAGCAAAAAGUACUGAUAACUAUGGAACUAGUUUUCUUUAAGGAAUAACAAAGGCAUAUUUCCCCAUGCAUUUGCACUUGUUGAUGGUUUGGCAUUUGAUUACUGUGAAUAAAUGUUCUCUCUGGGGAGCAUUAUUAAUUCCAUGACUUGCUUAGACUGUGGGAAGACUCAGUUGUUCAACUGAUUCCUUCUCAGAUUCCUUCAUCCUAUAGAAAUCUACUCGAGCAGAUUGAAGAAAAAUGAAGAGAUGUUUAGCUGAGAUACUCAGACUUUAGAUUUGAUUUAUCAUUGCUUCUGUAAUAAUUCUCAUUCACUACAGACAUUUUUACAUUCUGUUAUGUACCAGGCACCUCAAGGCUACAAAAAAUAGGCACUGAGUCAGAUCAGUUUUCAUUGAGGGGGGGAAUAUAAAUUGAAAUAGAAAAUUAGGGUAGAAUGCAAUUU